Molecule: messenger RNA, 2107 nt
Organism: Paramormyrops kingsleyae
Lineage: Eukaryota; Metazoa; Chordata; Actinopteri; Osteoglossiformes; Mormyridae
Gene: rp9
Product: RP9 pre-mRNA splicing factor
Biological process (GO): RNA splicing
Source: RefSeq, a predicted model, not a curated record
GGAACCAAAAUACUCAACACAUUUUAACAUCAGUUGUCAAUGUAACUAACUAAUGCUAUGAACUGGACUGUAGAAACAUACCGAUCAGAAAGCAAGGGUACACACUUUCAUCAUGUUAAUGCCGUAAAGAUAUUUUUAGAAUAUUUGAAUAAGCAAAAGCGAAGGACAUUCAUCCAACUGCCACUGCAGACAGCGGAUAAAUCUCUUUGAAUUAUUUUAAUUUAAUCAUGGCAGGUUCGGUAUGAAAAAAAAUAUGUAUCUUCCUUUUGAUUUAAAAACCCAGUAAGCAAUACUUAAAAGGUUAAAUAUUUAAUAAUAUAUUGGAAAUUUGUCAAGUUAUCAAGCUACUCACUUCUGGAGCCGAACUCGGCUUCAUAAUUGCCGGAAGGUGGCGCUGUCAAUUUUUAAAAAUAAGAUUCUGGAAAGGAAGUACCGUAGAAGGUGGGUUGGCCAGGGCUAGUGCUAAUUCUGCUGCUCACCGUCCAAAAGCACCGUUUAAUACUCGAUAGUAAUAGUGAUAAAGGAAUUAAUUGUUCACGAUGUCGGAGAGAAAGUCCUCCAGAAGCCGAGAAGAGCGGCGGGAGUCCGGGCGACGCAGGGAGGCCAAAGACGAGGCGGAGAAGCUGAUCGUGCACAGCAAAAAGAUGAACCAGGAGGUGCAGGAGAGAAAGCACGUAGACACGUUCUAUGAAAAACCUCCCCCCGGACUGAUAAAGGAGGAAGAGGACAAGCCCGAGGACUGCAUUCCCAACGAGCCGGGGAAUGAGGGCGCCAGGAACUUCCUGGCCCAUGCGCCCACCAAAGGCCUCUGGAUGCCCCUCGGGAGGGAGGUCAAGGUGAUGCAGUGCUGGCGGUGUAAAAACUACGGGCACCGGACAGGGGACAAAGAAUGUCCCUUCUUCAUCAAAGGAAACCAGAAGCUGGAGCAGUUCAGAGUUGCACACGAAGACCCCAUGUACGACCUGAUCAGGGAGAACAAGCGCAACGAAAAAGAAACAAGGAUUCAGCAGCUGCGCCAGCUGCUGGAGGACACCACGUCCGACUCGGCCAGCAGCAGCGGCUCCUCGGACCACGUCCGGCACAAAAAGAGGAAGAGGAAGGAAAAGAGGAAGAAAGAGAAGAAGAAAAAGAGGAAGAAGAAGCACAAGUCCUCCAAGGAGGGCGAGAGCUCUGCGUCAGACUGAUGACCAGGCUGCGGCCCCUGGCUCGGCUCCCCAGAUGUGCCUCGUCCUGCUCUCCAGCUCCUCUCUGUCCAUCCCUCUACUCUGAUCGUCACUCAGUAGCACACGGAAGACGAGCCCCCAGCCCAGCGAGGGUGGGGGGACAGCAAGGCAGAGUCCUGAAUCUGUAUGGAACAGCAGCCUGGGAACAUCAGAGGCUCGCGGGAGAAGCGAAUGCGAUUGUCCACGGCUGAAAUGCGAAAGCUUACGGAGAUGUAUUUUGAAAACCGCAUCCAAGGCUCAAGGAUAGGAUGCUGUGCAUGUAUUGCAGCCGUUAUCUUUCUGCAUAUUAUUUGUAUGAUUUCUGUUUUCUCUAGGCAGUGUUUGGAAAUGUAACUUUAUAUUAUCUACUGAGUUAAGGUGUUUCGUCUGAGUUGUGAAUGGUAGCAUCAGCCGACCUCCCUAGCAUACGUUAGAGAUUGCGUAAUUGCACAUGAAUAAAUGAAAUACACACUGACCAAGGAUUCCUGGUCUGCGUUUGCUGAUUCAUGCAAAAAUAAAGCAUAAUUCAAAUCUGAUGUACGGUGCUUUGUGCCGAAUUUUUUGGAACUGGAUUUUAAUGCUUCGUAACAAUUUAACAUUUGCACUAUUGGCUAGAAUUGUAUAUGAGAAAUGGUAUGCAUUUCCCUAAGCCUCCGGCUCAGUGUGGCCCUGUCCUGGAUCAGUAACACACAGGCUGUGGGUUGUGUGUGGCUCAAGGAUAGGAUGCUGUGCAUGUGAUUGGAAGGUUGCAGGCUCAAAUCACUGGGUUGGCUGGGUGAUCCCAACAUUGGGCCUUUGGGCAAGACCCUUAACGCCAGGUGCUUCAGAGACUGUCUGACCCUGUAUUCUCAAAUGAAUGUUUGCUUUGGAUAUGUGUCUAUUAAAUAAAUGUAAAUAUGGAUACA